Molecule: messenger RNA, 1227 nt
Organism: Paramecium sonneborni
Lineage: Eukaryota; Ciliophora; Oligohymenophorea; Peniculida; Parameciidae
Source: the annotation of a GenBank genome assembly
AUGUUCAAUAAAGUUAAAUUAGAAAAAAAUUCCUAAAAUAACAACAAUUUCAGUUAUGAAUUGAUAGGAGUAAAAUAUCCCUAUUUAAAAAAACCAUGUUAAUUGAUUAAAAUCAACCAAGUAUUGUCUAAAGUAAUAGUUGGUCAAAAUUGUGAAUUAUCAAUUUAUCAGUUUAAUUCUGGAAAAUUAAAGUUUAUUUCAAUAACGAAUGCCCAUUUAUAAACUAUUAAUUGUAUUAUGUUCUUAUUGAAAUCAAAUUAAUUAAUAUCAGGAAGUUCUGAUAGCACUUUGGCCAUAUGGUCUACUUAAGGAAUUUGUUCUAAUAAAUAUUAAAUGAAAUUAAAAGGAAAUAAAUUUUCAGUUUUAUGUAUAAUUUUAAAUUUUGAAGAAAAUUUAUUAGUAUCAGGAAAUUCUGAUGAAUCUUUAAGAUUUUGGAGUUAUUAAAAUACUUGGAAAAACUUUUAAACAAUAGUUACUCAUACAGGAAAAGUGUUUAAUUUAUAUUUUAAUAAAGAAUGCUAGUAAUUAAUUUCAGCUUCAGAACACUAAAUUUAGAUAUUAAAUUAAUGCCCCAAUACUAAAAAAUGGGACAUUGUAUAUCGAAUUAAAACUAAUUAUGAAGAUUAUAGCAUCUGUUUUAUAGAUAAUUGUUUUAUAUCGUUUUUACCUAAGAAAUCGAGAUUUAUAAUAAUUAACCAUUUUAAUUAGAGAACUAAGAAUAUUUAUAAAUUCAGCGAAAUUUUAAUUUAAGAUGGUUCAAAAUGUGAGGGAAAUUUUAACUAGUAAUAUAUAAAUUAAAAGUAUAUUUUGGUUGUUAAAAGUUGUAAUUGGAUUCAUUUAAUUGAUUUUUCUAAUAAAUAAGAAUUUAGAUUACAUUAAUCAAUAAAAUUUCUUAAUUCGAAUAUUUCUGGUUCUUUGAGUGAUGAUGGAGAAUUUUUAAUAACUUGGGAUAGCACAUCAGAAGAAUUACAUAUAAGAUAGUANAACAUAAUAUGUGAAAUGAUUAACUAUAAUAUAAAUAUAUGCCCCACUUAUAGAUAACAGAUAGUGUAAAUUAGAGUUAGAUUCUUUUUCUUUUUAAAUUCUCAAAACCAAAAUACAUAGGGUUUGAAUGAAAAAUUAUUUUUCUAAUAAGGGUAAAGCCUAAAUGGUUACUAUAAGAUUAUAGUAGAAAUUUAAACAGAUUUCUAGUCUGCCGCCUUAACCGCUCAACCACGUUUUCUAUGA